GUACAAGAGACAUCCUUUUGCGCCAUUCAUCGCUCGCUGCUUGGCUUUGGCAUUGACCUAAAUAGGUUUUUUAAAUGGACGGUAUCCAAUUGGAAUUCCACCUGAUUAAAGUUUUUUGACACAGACUUUUACAAUGAUUUAAUUAUGCAAAACAGGAAGAUAUUCAUUGAAGCGUAAUUUUUUCCAUAGUGGGAAUAAAUCUGACGAUUUAUUCAAAAAAGAGCGGACUUUCUGGAGGGAAAUCAUUUCCCAAUGUGGUAGUAGCUUACUAUGGAAUUGCGAACGAAAUUUAGUUUGAAAUUUUUUAUUAUUGAAUUAACGAUCAAAUGUUGCCUAGAUGGAUGAGUGUUUUUUUGUUAUCAAUCUGGCUCAAUUUGAAUAUUGUCUCUGCGAUAAGCAAGGUAAAUAUUAAUUGAGUUCUUGUUGAAACCACUGCCUCAUGCCAUUAGAGAAAAGACGAAAAACACGUCAGUCGUUUCUCGAGAUCAUAACAAACAAUAGACCAAAGACAAAAGAUGUAUAUUUUCCAGCCAUUCAUCGCUGGCUGUUUAGUUUUUACAUUGACCACAGUAGUUUUUGUGAAUGGUCACAGUGUAGAUGGAUACUGUCACGAAUACUGUUAUAGUUUGGAUCACAUACGACCACAAACAGACUAUUUUUCAUCGAAAACAUCUUAUUUUGUAUCGAAGCGCCAAUACGUGGGUAAACACUUCAUAAUACCAAAUUGUAGUCCAGUUAAAAUUUGGUUAUAUAUUCGACAUGGAGCUCGUUUGCCAAAAGCCAAAGAAAUGAAGCACUUGAGACAGUUGGAAAAGUUAAGAGAUGAAAUUCUUGCGAAUCAUGAAAAAAAUAAUUCAACGCUAGCGUUCAGUGAAAUGUGUAGACCAGAUUUAAAAUUAUUAAAAGAAUGGAACUGGGAUCGAAAUAUAACGGAGAAAUACGAUGAAUUUCUCACGGAGCAAGGAUGGAAUGACAUUAAAACCAUUGCAAAGCGAUAUAAGCAGCUGUUUCCGAACAUUUUCGAAGACACAUACGACGAGGAAAAGUUUUCAUUCCGCUAUACAGACGUGCAUCGUACAGAGGCUAGCUAUAGAGCAUUUGUUGAAGGUUUAUUCGGUCUUGAUGCACACGAGUACAUCCACGUGCCGCCACACCAAGAAAAUAUCAAACUUCUGAAACCGUACAAGUUUUGUCCAACCGAUGAAGAGGAAAUUACGGGAAAGGAUUCUGAAUAUAGAAAAUAUUUGAAAUCAAAAACAAUAUCGCAAUUGGUCAUGGAUGUUUCGAAACGUCUUGGAUUUGAAUGUCCAUUGAAAAUGAGACAAGUGUUAAGUAUGUACGAUAUGUGUGUAUAUGAGCAGGCAUGGAAUUUAAGUGAUUCCAGUCCAUGGUGUGCAGCAUUCACUCCAUCACAAUUCUACGAUCUUGAAUAUCCCGAAGAUCUUCGUAAAUACUAUGAAAGUGGCCAUGGACGUGAAGCAAAUUCCCGAUUUUUGUGUGCACUUGUCAACGAUUUGCUCGCUCAUCUUGGGAAUGACGAUCAGCCAAAGGCCGUCGCAUAUGUAACACACUCAUCUAGUUUGUUGCUCCUGUUGACAUCACUGGGAGUAUUCAAUGAUUCCGAACCACUUCGAGCGGAUAGCUAUCAUCGCCUUUCCGAUCGGAAAUGGCGCCUUAGCAAAAUUGCACCAUUUGCAUCAAAUUUUGCCGCCGUUAAAUAUGACUGCCCAAAUGAUAUUGAGAGUGAAAAAGUGAAAUUUUUUAUUAACGAAGAACCAAUCGACUUUGAAUGGUGCGAUGCCGGUUUAUGCGAUUGGAGCGCUGUAAAAGAGCGAUACAAGAAAUACACCGAAGUUAAUUGUGAUGAAUAUUUCUGCAGUGGUACUAGUAAAUCUAGCGUGUUUUCGAUAUUUCUUAUAACACUCGCCACUUUAGCAGCCAUAAGUCUUUUGUUCAACAAGUAAAUGGUUCGACUGUUAAAAUAGUAAAUAAAGGAAUCUUCCGCUUGCCAUCUCGUGAUAUUUGUUCACGUGAUAAAUAUGCGUUCAACUUUUAAACGCAACGUUUGAAAGUAUUCCAUUGUUGACACAUGGAAUUGUACACUUGUUAGUAUUUUCGGUCUAUUUUGAUAAUGAAGAAUGAGACCAAAAACUUAUUUAUUCAAUAGAGUAAUAUGCCUGGAGUUUGAAUGUUUUUGAUGAAUAAAAUUAUUGUUUUGAAUAAAAGAUA
Molecule: messenger RNA, 2229 nt
Organism: Sitodiplosis mosellana (orange wheat blossom midge)
Lineage: Eukaryota; Metazoa; Arthropoda; Insecta; Diptera; Cecidomyiidae
Product: multiple inositol polyphosphate phosphatase 1-like
Exons: 7
Coding region: 516-1964 (482 amino acids)
Molecular function (GO): acid phosphatase activity; inositol phosphate phosphatase activity
Source: RefSeq, a predicted model, not a curated record